AAACUUCAAACAUAAAUAUCAAACUUUACAGAGAAAUUCAGAUAUCACAUAAUGGAAGAUUUGAAGUUAUAUGGUGUAUGGUAUAGCCCAUUUGUUUGUAGAGUAAAAUGUGCUCUACAAUUGAAAGGUCUGAAUCAUGAAUACAUAGAAGAAGAUCUUUCAAACAAGAGUGAUUUACUCUUGAAAUACAACCCAGUUCACAAGAAAAUCCCAAUUCUAGUUCAUGCCGGAAAACCCAUCGUUGAAUCACUGAUCAUACUCGAGUACAUCGAUGAGACGUGGCCGGACAAAUAUCAAUUACUCCCCAAAGAUCCUUAUGAAAGAUCUAACGCUCGUUUUUGGGCUAAAUUUUUGCAAGACAAGGAAUCAACCUUUUGGAGUUUAGUUCUUGUUACCGAGGAAACCAAAGAGAAAACAGUUAAUGAAGUUAUUGAAGUACUAAGAACCCUUGAAGAACAUGGACUAGGUGACAAGAAAUUUUUCGGGGGAGACGAUAUCGGAUUCACAGACUUGGCAAUUGGAAUCGGAAUUCAUUGGAUGAAAGUGAUCGAAGAGCUCAAGGGAGUGAAGAUAUUUGAAACUCGUACACUUCUGCAAGCAUGGAUCGAAAGGUUCAAUGAAGUGCCUGUAGUCAAAGAAAACUUGCCUAGUUAUAAUGAAUUGGUCGCUCAUUACAAGUCUCGCUGGGGGUGAUGCUUCAAUAGUUCCCAUCAGUAAUAGAACAUGUAAUUGUGCGCUAUAAUUUUUAUCAAUAAAAAAAAGAGAGAAAAAAGUUAAUAAAUCACAUAAACCUACUCAUCUUUCUCACUUUAUCUGUGA
Papaver somniferum (opium poppy) is the source of this 819-nucleotide messenger RNA. Its product is annotated as glutathione transferase GST 23-like. The record is from RefSeq and is a predicted model, not a curated record. NCBI's taxonomy places the organism in Eukaryota, Viridiplantae, Streptophyta, Magnoliopsida, Ranunculales, Papaveraceae. Bases 52 to 693 code for a protein of 213 amino acids. Gene Ontology annotation, cellular component: cytoplasm. Gene Ontology annotation, biological process: glutathione metabolic process. The transcript has 2 exons. Gene Ontology annotation, molecular function: glutathione transferase activity.